AUACUUUUUACUUGCAUCCGCUCUUUGCAUUUCCUUUUCACACACCUCCUAGAAAUCGUUACCAAGCAUGCUGAAGAUCCGUGUUGUACCUUCAUUAAUUGCUGCACUUGCGCUGCAGAUGCUUGUCUCCGCAGAUGUGCUUUAUCAUGCCACUAAGACUGCUAAGGCUGAUCCCACAGACGCCCCUAGGGUCAUUUCUUGUACCCCUAGCAUCCACCUCAUGGGAAACAAAGAUGAAGUGAUGCACUACAUCCUGACCAAUGUUGCUUCAACUCAAGGGAAGGCUGGUGCCGGAUACCAACCUAAGAAUACUGUUAGUCAUAGUGGCAAUGAUAGCAACAGUGACAGCGACAGCGACAGUGAUAGUGACAGUGACAGCGACAGCGACAGUGACAGCGACAGUGAUAGUGAUAAUGAGGAUGGGUUCUAAAUCAUGCCUCUUACACUUUCUAAAUAAUUGUUUUUUGUUAUCUAAGCAAAUAUGAAUACCAAAACAUCAUACUAUGAUUAGUAAGAGAUGUAUAUACCUAAUAUG
This is a messenger RNA of Linderina pennispora, 535 nucleotides long. RefSeq lists its product as uncharacterized. The record is from RefSeq and is a predicted model, not a curated record. Lineage: Eukaryota; Fungi; Kickxellomycota; Kickxellomycetes; Kickxellales; Kickxellaceae. The coding region runs from base 68 to 430 and encodes 120 amino acids. The transcript has a single exon.